AUGAUUCUCCAAUUGAAUCGAUAUGAGUUCAUAAAGCUUUCAAACACAAGAGACGCUAUUUUGUCAGAAAAAAGAGUGGUUAUUAUCGAUGAUUAACUAAAUAUAUUAAGCUCAAAUCCUUUCCCAUAAACAUCUAAUUCACCCUGUUAAUGGAUAAUUUCGAAUAAUCAAGGUUAUAUUUUUGUUGGAUGUUAAAAAGGUUUAGAGACUCCAUAUUUAAUUUCUUAUAAAUAAAUUAACGAUACUCAUUUUUCAUAAUUUGGUGACAUUGUGUAUUUUCCUAAUGUGAAUUUACAAUUACAAAAAAUAACCGGAAGACUUAAUACAGUAUUUGCAGUGGAGACUAACUAAAUAACACUGUUUACGUUAGUAAUAACAGUAUCAAGUUGGACUAUGAAGUAAGCCUAGUAAAGCGUCUUAGAUAAUGGCUAUUUUAGUUAUUCAAAAUAAAUGAAUAUUACUGAUGUCACUUUUGCAGAAUACACAGAAGAUAACUUAUCAUUCUAUAAAAUUAUACUAACAGAAUUCAAUUAUGGAAUAUUUUGGUUAGAUGCAUUUGUGAAAAAUAAUCUUGUAACUCCGUAUCGCAAUGGUGAUGCAAAAAUUGAUCCCUAUACUUAUAUAAUAUCGAAAUAAUCGACAGUUAUCCAUUCAACUACUCAAAAUAUAUCAAUUAUUUCAGUACACUUUUAUAAUACUUAAUAUGAAUCUACAAGUUACAAAAUGAUUGUUAAUUCUGUUGUUUCAACAACUCUAGAAAAACGCUACUAAUAUGUAGGAUAUUAGGGUUGGUCUCCUUGGGGAUAAAGUAUUUCAUUUAGAAACAUAACAGCUAUUUAGCAUAGAAAUAAUUUAAAUUAGACAGCAAUAUUGAUUUAUAAUAUAGCAGUUGGUAUGGAUAGAUUUGAGAAUUCGAAUGAAGAUCAAAACCCAUUAGGCGUUAUUUAUAAUCCAGUUGAUAAAUUAACAUCUUCGCCAUAAAAUCAUUCGGUAUUAUAUUUUAAUACUGGAAAUCGAAUAGUUCAUACUAUUGAUUAGAAUAAACUACAAAGUUGUGACCUAUACAACUAUAAAUUAUCAAUAGAAUGA
Molecule: messenger RNA, 1089 nt
Organism: Paramecium octaurelia
Lineage: Eukaryota; Ciliophora; Oligohymenophorea; Peniculida; Parameciidae
Source: the annotation of a GenBank genome assembly